CUCAAUCAUUUUUAAGAACGUAAAGGGGUCCUGAGACCAAAAUGUUUGAGAACCACUGCACUAGAUUAUCUUGAGUUUAAAUCAUAUCACAAAAUGUAUGACCAUAGUUUUAAUAUAUAUGUAGUGAACAUUUCUGUUUAAUAUACAGUACAUACAAAAUACACCUUCCUCAUACAGUACUUAAACUUUGGAUAAAACUCCACGGCAUUUCUGCUAUACCCCAAAUCAUCGGUUUGGAUUAUUUUUAAGGUGCAAAAACUGCAUAUUACCUGUAUCCACUAUCUUUUGUUCAGUGUGACUUUCAAGUGUGCCUUUUGGUGACAUCUCAUGCACAGUGCUAAGUCUUCAAAUUGCCAAUAAGGAGACUAUGUGGCCUAAUAUUGGAUCUCCUCUUGACAUUUAUCUGAUUAGAUAUGAAAUUGACAUUUGUUUCAUCUGUUUAAGGGCCGAGUGUUAGAAAAUAUUUCUAAAAGGUGUGGUGGGUUCCUGAGACAAUUAAGUCAAAGAAAUUGUCUUGGGGUUGGAGAUUCUCUUACUUACUUUGAAAACCUUUGCACAGAACUAUAGUAACAUUGAAUAUUUGACCCUCAAUGGAUACACACAAAUUAUGGAUAGCACAUUUUACAGCCUUAGUAAAUUCUGUCCCAGGCUACAACAACUGGAUCUAACAUUUUGUGUGUCUAUCACAAACAAUUCUUUGAGGAGUCUAAGUGAGGGAUGUGAAAACCUGAAAUUCUUGAACCUUUCCUAGUGUGAUCAAAUUUCGAAAGAUGUUGUUGAAGUAUUGGUGAAAGGCUGUAAUGGACUAAAGGCACUGUUGCCUAGAGGAUUUACACAGCUAGUAGAUGAAGCUCUUCAUCACAUUGAAAUGCACUGCCAUGAACUUGUUACCUUAAACCUACAGUCAUGUACCAAAAUAUCAGAUGAAGGCAUAAACAGUAUCUGUAGAGGAUACCACCUUCAAUCACUUUGUGUUUCUGGUUGUACAAACCUUACAGGUGCUUCUCUUGGUCUGAAUUGUCCAAGUCUCAAGAAUCUGGAAGUUGCACAAUGUUCCCAUCUUACAGAUGUUGGUUUUACUCUUCUAGCGCAGAGUUGCCACAAACUGGAAAAGAUGGACCUAGAAGAAUGUGUUCUGAUUGAAGACAACACAUUGAUACAGGUUUCCAUUCAUUGCCUUAAACUGCAAGUAUUGAGCUUGUCGCACUGUGAGCUGAUCACAGAUGAUGGUAUUCUGCAUCUGAGCAACAGCACAUGUGGACAUGAAAUGCUCCAGAUACUGGAGCUGGACAACUGUCCUAUCACAGAUGUGACUCUAGAACAUCUUGAGAAUUGCCACAACUUAGAGAGAAUUGAGUUAUACAACUGUCAGCAAGUCACCUGUUCAGGCAUCAAAAGAAUAAAAGUUCACCUACCUAAUGUGAAAGUUCACGCUUGCUUUGCUCCAGUAACACCACCUCCUUCUGCAGGAGGCAGUCGACAGCAACUCUGCCACUGCUGCAUUAUCCUUUAAGAGUCAAGCAGAUGCCUGUGAAGAUAUUCCUUCGAUUUUGGGAAAAUGUGAAAGUCAUGUGGCCCCAAGUCUGGACUAUAUGGCGGAUGGGUAAGAUGGUGAGAUCCAGUUUCAUCGCUGCCUCUUGAGUGGCUCUUGAGGUACAAGGUCUAGCAUUGUCAAAUUACUGAAAUAUUUCCUUGGGCUUCCAAACGCUGCUUAAUCAUUAUUUCAAAGUUUUGAGUGUUACAGGUUCAAGCAAAUCUAUGUGAAUAACACAAUCUGUGCAGCAAAAAAACUAGUCAUGAGUUUUCCUGCUGAAGUCUGAAUUUUUUAUUUUUUGUAGGUGAAGUUUUGUGAUGGUAUUCCAUGGACUGACACUUUUUUCCUGGUCCAUAAUGACAAACUCACAUUUCAUUGGCUGUCACGAUGUUGUGAAUAAAUUCUCCUUCAUUCUUAUAGCACCUCAACUAAUUUGCUGGCAAAUUUCAAGUCUUGAACUUUUCAUUUCUGCUGUCAGCGUGUGAAGAAACCAUCUUGCACAAACGUUCCAGUACUGAAGACCAAUAGUAAAGUUAUUGAUGUGUUCCUGUGAAAUGCCAAACUUGAUAGCAGUUUCCCUCAGAGCGAUCUGCCAAUUGUUCUUAAUUCAACACUCAUGUUAACAUACAAUACUCAUAUCAGUCAUCACCACAAACAACAGUGGUGAGUUUCAGUUGGGGGGACUCAUGUAAGCAAUUAAGAUUCAAUUAUAGUGUACUUAAAUCACACUGGUAAGUACUCACAAUAGGCUUCCAUUUCACAAACAAUACAUCCUUUUCUCAUAGCAGCUUUCUACUCACCCGUGACAGAACAAACACUAAAGAACAUGUCAGAGCUUCUUGUGCAUCAGUACUGCCAUCUGUUGGCAUUUACAACAUUGGAGGCAUUGCAGGUAGCCUUCGAUUUAUGAGCACAAUAGGAGCCGGGAAAUUCAUCAAGUGGUACAGUCAGUAAAUGAGGGAUCAUGUGACUGCACCAGAAUUCUCGACCUUUUUUGCUGUGGUUAUUAAGCAAGGCAUCACGCGAUCGCCAUU
Molecule: messenger RNA, 2568 nt
Organism: Python bivittatus (Burmese python)
Lineage: Eukaryota; Metazoa; Chordata; Lepidosauria; Squamata; Pythonidae
Source: RefSeq, a predicted model, not a curated record